AUGGCUAAUCUUUCACCACUUCCUUUGCCGCAUGGCAUUGUCCAACGUUAUAUCGACCUGACUGGCAUCGCCACAUGUGGUCUUAAGAUCUUCAUUCUUGAAGCUGGUGACCCCAAAGAUCCUUUGAUCCUCCUCUUCCACGGCUAUCCAGAGCUGGCAUAUACAUGGCGCAAAGCCAUCCUCCCUCUCUCAGCCAAAGGUUACCACGUCGUCGCCCCAGACUCACGUGGGUACGGACGCACUACAGGAUGGGACACAAGCAGCUAUGCGCAUACAAACCUCUCGCAGUUCACCCCAGUCCAAUUGAUUCUGGACAACAUUGCUUUGAUGAGAGGUCUUGGCCAUGAUACGGCGGCUUGUGUAGUUGGCCACGAUUUUGGUGCUACAGCAGCGAGUGUUUGUGCACUCUCCCGGCCUGACCUGUUCAAAGCCGCGGUCUUCAUGGGCCAUGUGCCUCCAGGACCGAUAACACUCCCCCCAAUGGAAUCGUCCACAUCAGGAGAGGGUGAAAGAUCACUGCCCAGGGAUCCAGACGUCCACACAAGUCUCGCUCAGAGAAAUCCACCACUCAAGCAUUACCAGUGGUACAAUAGCACAUCGUCAGCCGCGUAUGAUUGGGAAAACCCCCAACAAGGACUUCCAGCGUUCCUUCGUGGUUAUGUGCACCUCAAAAGCCACGUAUGGAAGGGCCAUGGCGAUAUAGGCCGACUCACGGGCUGGACAGCUGAUCAACUUACCCGUAUGCCGGAGUAUUACAUUAUGCCACUCGGCUCCACAAUGCCAGAUAUAGUCGAGCAGAAUAUGCGUGCAGAGGAUGUUAGCCUCACAAGGAAAUUUAUGAGUGACGAAGAGCUGGAUGUUUACGUCUCAGAAUUCAAACGGACGGGCUUCCAAGGCAUGUUGAACUGGUAUCGGAGCUCGACGGAUCCACGGAACGCGGGAUCUGCCAUGGCCGUAUUCGCGGGUCAGAAGUUCGAGGUGCCCACAACGUACAUAAGCGGUACUGCGGAUUGGGGAAACUAUCAGAGGCCUGGUGCGCUUGAGGGCUUCGAGACGGGGAAGACGGCAAGCGAUUACAGGGGCACGAGAAUAUUUGAGGGGGCUGGCCAUUGGCCACAGACCGAGAUCCCAGAAAUUGUUUGCGAAGAGGUUGUGAAAUUUCUUGGGGGUCACUAA
Diaporthe amygdali is the source of this 1176-nucleotide messenger RNA. Its product is annotated as ryl-alcohol dehydrogenase. The transcript is spliced from 2 exons. Lineage: Eukaryota; Fungi; Ascomycota; Sordariomycetes; Diaporthales; Diaporthaceae. The coding region runs from base 1 to 1176 and encodes 391 amino acids. Gene Ontology annotation, molecular function: hydrolase activity. The record is from RefSeq and is a predicted model, not a curated record.